This is a messenger RNA of Drosophila kikkawai, 884 nucleotides long. RefSeq names its product serine/threonine-protein kinase WNK1. The record is from RefSeq and is a predicted model, not a curated record. Lineage: Eukaryota; Metazoa; Arthropoda; Insecta; Diptera; Drosophilidae.
CAGACGAGACCAGUUAACAACGCCAUUCGAGAUCGCGAGGGAGAUUUGUAAACGAAAAAGUGAAAUUCGCCUCGCAAAUAUGCUGAAACUUAGCUGUGCCGUGGCUAUCAUUGCGAUAACUCUGCUGGAAAGUGCCCAGGCUCAACGACCCUCAUUUGCCGGAGUGAGACCACCAGGCGGACUCAGCCAGAAGGACAAGUAUCAUGCUCCCCAGAACACCGCCGUGGAGAAUAUCACCGGAGUGGACAUAAACACCAGGUUCGGAGAGCCCUCUAGUUCGCAGCAGCCUGCCCUGGUCAACCUGCCCUUCGGAGCUGCGCAGAGGCCGCCCAUGGGAGUUCCUCUAGUACUGCCCACCGGUGGAUUCGAUUCGAGCUUGAGUCAGCCAGCUCCCUCAGCUACGCCCGAUGUGGCCAACCGUUUUGGAGCACCAGAUUCGAGCUCAACAGCGGGAUCAGCGAUUCCGGCUACUAGUCCCACCUUUAGUGUUAGCACUCCAGUCGCAAUCAAUUCUGCCGCCAGCAUUCUCGUUCCCAGCGUUCCCUCCGCCAACAUUCCCCUCGCCAGCACUCCCUUCGCCACCUCUCCAAAUCCAGUCACCACCAUUGGAAGCACCGCGACUCCCAGCAGACUCCCCAUCGAUGCCCACGGGGAUCAGGAGUGGGUGAACCAUCUGAGUUCCCUGCCCGUGGAGAACCAGCCCUUCUGGUUCGUCAACUAUCAGGCCAUCGAGGCACUCCGGAAUAGCUCGAGACCCAAUGUGGGCGCCUUGGAGACGCGAGGAUCUUUCUUCGGCGGCUAAGAACUUGAAUGGGAAUUCUCGGAAAUCCCAAUCCCAACCUUAAUGUACAGCUAUUAUUUAUUUAAAUAUUUUAUUUUUGGAA